AUGUUGCCAGGAGCACCCCCAGCUCGGCCAGGCUCCUGGGAUGGAAGCCACCUCCCCAGCCAGCCCUGGGCUGAGGGUCACCAGCCCUGGAGGGGUACCCAUGGACCUGUUUCCUGGGCUGAGUACCCCAACCAGCCAUACUCCAGGCAAGGAUAUGAAGACCCCCCCUGGCAGUACCAAGCAGGCACUUAUGGGGAUGGCUACACCUACCAAAGCCACCAGUGGCAGCAGGUGGCCUGGCAGGGUGACAGAGACCUGAGGCAGGGAGAGACUUACAGCAAGAGCACCAAGUACCAGGACCAGCACUACUACAGGGGCUACCACCCCAACCUGGCUGCCAGCCCCCCGGGGCAGGACAGGACUCAGGCCUACAGCUCCUCUGAGGACAACUAUAUCCUGGCUGCCAGGAGGGCAGGGGGAGAAGAAACCCUCAGCAGUGAUCUGGGGGAAGCUGGGGGCCAGCCCCAAGAGCCCUCGGGCCAGCCCAGCCUGCUCCUGCAGUACCGGGACUCGGGGCUCAGCUCCAGCAGCCACGAGCUCAGCCAGUACAUCAGGGAUGGUGCCGACAGCUACGACCCUGCACCUCUGGGCACCUGGAGCCCAGCGCCAGCAGGGGGGCCCUUGGUGUCCAGCCCAGCCCAGCUGGUACCCCUCAAGUUUUCACUGCCACACGUGGCCAUCUGCUUUGGAGCUGGAGGCCAGCUGGUGCUGGUGUGUCCCCACCACCCUGCUGAGGGCCAGCUAGCCCAAGCUGAGAUACACAGCAUGGAGAUAAUCCUUCAAGACACAAAAGAGCUGGAGGAGCUACAGGCCUUUCCAGGGCCCCUGGCCAGGGAAGACCUGCACAAGGGGGACGUGAUGACGUUUUGUCAGCAGAAGAUCACAAGCUGUGAUCUGUCAACACAGAGAGGCAGAGAUUCAGCUCUUCUCUGGAAACUCCUGGUCCUCCUCUGCCGGCAGAACGGGUCCAUGGUGGGCUCGGACACGGCGGAGCUGCUGAUGCAGGACUGCAAGGGCAGGGAGAAGUACAAGAGGCAGGAGCCCACGACAAACCCGACGGGCCUGACGGACGACGAGUGGGUGUCGCGGCAGCCGGGGACGCUGGACCUCCUCACCGGGGAGGUCCCUCCCGUGGUGGAGACACAGGCACAGAUAGUGGAGAAGUUCACCAAGCUCCUCUACUAUGGCAGGAAGAAAGAUGCUCUGGUCUGGGCCAUGAGAAACCAGCUGUGGGGCCAUGCCCUCUUCCUCUCCAGCAAGAUGGACCCUCGGACUUACAGCUGGGUGCUCACUGGGUUCACCAGCACACUGGCCACAAAUGACCCCCUGCAGACCCUCUUCCAGCUCAUGUCAGGAAGGAUCCCUCAGGCAGCUCUGUGCUGUGGGGAUGCCACGUGGGGAGACUGGAGGCCCCACCUGGCUGUGCUGCUGUCCAACAAGGUUGGAGACAUGGAGCUGAACCACCGGGCCAUCCUCACCAUGGGGGACACUCUGGCUGGCAGGGGAGCAGUGGAAGCAGCUCAUUUCUGCUACCUGAUGGCAGACAUUCCUUUUGGCUACUUUGGGGCCAAGACAGAGCGCAUGGCUCUGCUGGGCAGCAGCCACCGUCAGACCUUUGCCCAGUUUGCCAGGACAGAGGCCAUCCAGAGGAUGGAAAUCUUUGAGUACUGCCAGCAGCUCCGACAGCCUGAAUCCUUCCUGCUCCCCUUCCAGGUCUACAAGCUCCUCUACGCCUCCCGCCUGGCCGACCAUGGGCUCCCAGCCCAGGCCCUGCAGUACUGUGAGCACAUUGCCACUGCCCUCCUGGGCCAGGGUCCAGCCACCCACCCUGUCCUGGCUCAGCAAGUGAUGAAGCUGGCUGAGAGGCUGAAGCUCUCUGACCCACUGCUCCUGGAGAUGCCAGAGCAGGACCAGACACUGGAGCCAGAAUGGCUGGUACAGCUCCGAGCCUGCUGCCAGGAGUGGGAGGUGGGAGAUGACCUCCCUCUGGAGGUGGCACCUGCUCAGUUAGAGCUCUCCUGUGCUGCUGCAUCCACUGCAGAUGGAGAGUCUGGCCAGGAGCUUUCACAGGGUGAUGAAGGCUACCAGUAUGACCAGUGGUAUGAGCCUCUGCCACUCAGGGUACCCAGCUCCCAGGAGGAUGCCUCUCUUCGGCCCCCAGCACCUGCUCAGCUCCCAGCAUCACCCCAGCUCAGUGCUGGGCAGGAGCUCCAGCCCCCAGGGAGGGCUGCCCCUCCUGGAGGGGUUUUUGUUGAGCCCCCUCCACAGGUGGUGUCACCAGCAGGAGAAGCUGGGGAGCCCCAGGGCACCCUGCUGUCCCUCAGGGAGAUGCAGCCAUCCCUCCCAGCAGGACAGGAUGAGUUCAAGGCAAGGGCUCGGAGCAUCUCGGAAUGUUCCACUGUCUCCUUGGAAGAUGACAGCAGGCCUUCCUUGGAGGGUGCAGCUGAAGAUGCUGAUGAAAAGCCAGCACCAGCAGAGGCUGUGAAGCCAGGUGAAGAUAAGAGCUCUGGAUUCAGGUGGUUUGGCUGGUUUCGCUCGAAGCCCACCAAGGAGACAUCUUCUACAGCCACGGCUGAGGCAGCCUCUGACUCCCCCACACCAGAAUCACAGGUGGCUGGGCCGUGCCAUGGCACAGCUCUUCACGGCCAUAGAGGAAUGCAAGGUGAAAAUUCCUUUUCUGUUAUUCCAGUGUCUGCUGAGGUGAAAGGCUCGUGGGGUACAGGUGGUGGGGAGCCAGGAGGAGAGCAGGCUUUCCAGGUCAACUCCUAUCAACCUCUCCCACCAGUGAGAACAAUCCCCCUCUUCAACCCUACCCAGGUGUCCCAGCUCGCUGCUGCCUCUCGACCCAGCCAACCCAGGCUGCUCUCCCAGCGUCGCUACCCCAACCCUCUGUGA
This is a messenger RNA of Chaetura pelagica (chimney swift), 2895 nucleotides long. It is a transcript of the gene SEC16B, whose product is annotated as SEC16 homolog B (S. cerevisiae). The transcript is spliced from 26 exons. The record is from RefSeq and is a predicted model, not a curated record. Bases 1 to 2895 code for a protein of 964 amino acids. Lineage: Eukaryota; Metazoa; Chordata; Aves; Apodiformes; Apodidae. Gene Ontology annotation, biological process: COPII vesicle coat assembly; Golgi organization; autophagy. Gene Ontology annotation, cellular component: ER to Golgi transport vesicle membrane; endoplasmic reticulum exit site.